GGCGCGCAUGCGCGGCCGCACGGGUGCGAGGCGGCGGGGAGAGGGCGCCAGCGGCCGCCGCUGCCCGCGGAGGGGGGUGCUUGGCUUCUCUCGGUCAGGCCCCAGCCCGGUCGCGUCCUCUGAGGUUUUGAAGGUUUUUAAAUUAUUACACAGAACCCGGCAAGAAGUUUUCAAAAAUGAUACCAGAGCCCUUGAAGCUGCAAGACAAAAGAUAAAUGAAGAAUUCAAAAACAACCAAGAUGAAACAUCUGAAGAGAAGAUAAAUGAGCUUCUGAAAAUAGCUUCAGAUGUUGAAGUGAUUCUUAGAACUUCUGUUAUUCAGGCAGUUCACACAGAUUCCGACAAAAUAUUGCUCAUACCCAGGAAAGAUCUGCUACAAGACAACACUCCUUACUUUGAUAAACCAACAUAAAAGUAUGAUUCCUGAGGGAAAUAUGCACCUCCCCUCAGAAGGUUAAUAUCCUGUAAUGAGAUCUCUGAAAACCGGUAGUAGAUACCUGUUUUAAAGCUAAUUUUUAAAAACAGUUAAAUAUUUUUAUCAGGAAAAUGAAACUGAAACUGAGUCAACAAUUUUAUUGUGUGCUGUAACACCAUCAUGGACUACUUCUGUGGAAGAUACUAAUACUUCCACAGAAACUCAAGACACGCAGUUCUAUUAAAAAUAAACUGCUUAAUUGUGUUACU
This is a messenger RNA of Athene cunicularia (burrowing owl), 684 nucleotides long. RefSeq names its product LYR motif containing 7 (gene LYRM7). The transcript has 5 exons. Bases 8 to 412 code for a protein of 134 amino acids. NCBI's taxonomy places the organism in Eukaryota, Metazoa, Chordata, Aves, Strigiformes, Strigidae. The record is from RefSeq and is a predicted model, not a curated record. Gene Ontology annotation, biological process: mitochondrial respiratory chain complex III assembly.